Molecule: messenger RNA, 15088 nt
Organism: Athalia rosae (coleseed sawfly)
Lineage: Eukaryota; Metazoa; Arthropoda; Insecta; Hymenoptera; Athaliidae
Gene: trol
Product: basement membrane-specific heparan sulfate proteoglycan core protein
Exons: 62
Coding region: 621-14501 (4626 amino acids)
Cellular component (GO): plasma membrane
Molecular function (GO): protein binding; calcium ion binding
Source: RefSeq, a predicted model, not a curated record
GCUCUCAGACGCUACCCAACGCCGGUACGGUGUGGUGUAACCGUUGAGGCUGUAAAAACCAACUUUUCAUCAGCGUCAAAUAGUUGCGGGAUUAGUUAUAGUAGAUAUAGUUAUUAUCAUAAUUAUAGUAUCCAAACAGUAGUUUUUCCCUCUUUCGUUGUACGGAUAACGAUUAUUAUUUUCUCAAUUUUCCGUCGAUUGUUUUCGGUUUUUCCACGCAUCGUCAUUUUCUUUUUUCUGGUACAUCCUAUCCGCGGCACGAUUGCGAAAGGUUUCCACGAAACGCAGGAAGCGAGAAGAGAAAACGGGCAAAGUACCCCGCGGUACCGAAAUUUUCAAACAAAUCCAGCCAUCAUGUGCGGCCGUUACUCUUGUUGAGUUUUACGCCGAUCUGUCUGUUUUUUUUUUUUUUUUUCUUUUUUUUUUCCGUUCCGUUUCCUCAAUUAUUCACAUCAAUUUUUGCGAAAGGGGAUGAAUUUCGCUAAACCGAUUUGACCCGAACAUUUGGACAAGCCGCCCGCGGGAGAAGACGAUCUUCAAAUCUUCCACACCUCUGCGGAGAGGUCGCGACUGAGGUUUCGGGAACGUUUGCCGAAACUUCCGAAUAAUCCAACGCCAAAAUGACUAUCAAUAGUGUGUUAAUCAGGAGUUUUCUACUCGCAUUUUUCAUCCUUGCGACCUUCAACGCCCUCGUUGAUACCGCCGUAGCUCAGAACGAUGACCUGGUAUUCGAUGCGGAACAGAAAAGCGAAGGCGAAGUCGUACCUCUGAUCGAAACCCAAGAGAAGUCUUCGCUGUUUCAUAGGAUCAAAAGAGGAUUUUUCGAUUUUUGGGAUACCCCAUCGGAGAACAAAGAAACCACUACCGAAUCUUACCCGCGACCCUCACCACCGCCCGAUGACCGGCGAGAGGGACGAGACGAAGAUCAACGCUACGAUGAUCUCGAUAAACCCGACAGUGACGUAGGUGAUCAACAGCAAACGGACGACUACUACGAUAAUGCAGAAAACAAUAAUGCUGAUAUUCCUACAACGUCGUUGGAGAGAAAAACUCGCGAGAGUGGCGAAGAUCUCGUCUCAGAGCACCCGAACUCCGUAGACGCCGGUGUCGGUGAUGACGAGGAUUUGGCAGGAUCCGGAGAUGCCGAAGGAAGUGCUUUCGAACCACCUGAUGAGAAAUUCUGGAUACAGACGAAACCGACAUUCGGACGUUUGGCUUACGUCUACCGCGCCGAUUUCACCAUCAACGAGCCCUUCAGGGUCGAUUACGUCGACCGCGACUCUGACGAGUUUAAGGAACUGAGUAGGCAGGUGACCACCGCGAUCAAUCGUCUGUACGCAGAAAAACAUCCGAAGUCGCAGGCCUACUCCAAUAUUCUCCACUACCAACCAAUUAGUUCUGACCCGCUCGCGACGCGCGUCUCCGUCGACAUUGAAUCGGAACGAUCGGACGAGCCGAAACACCGUGCCAUCCUCGAGAAUCAACUGGCGCUUCACCGUCUGGGUGAUAUUCAAGCAACGCCUGAAAACUUAGUAUUUAGAAUAAUGAAAGACCGAUCUGCGACGCUAUGCGAUUAUGUUACGGAAUUCGAAUGUCGCACCGACUCGAUGUGCGUGCCUCUCAGUGCAAGAUGCGACGGUUGGAACCAGUGUCCGGAUCGUUCGGACGAAGCUAAUUGUUCACCAGAUGAACUACCACCCACUACAUCACCGGAAGUCACAACGAUCCCAGCAGAGCCGACUACUUGGGGAACUACUACUUGGAGAUCUACGCGCGUUUCGGAAUCAUCAUCUCCAAGAACUUACAACGAAUAUCCGUCGGGAAAUACUCUAACCCCGCGCCCUCCGUAUGAAGAAUAUGGCCCGGUCGGGCGGGAUAUUGAGUUCGACAGAUAUCCGAACGAACCUAGAAUCGGUCAGGGAAAUGAGUACGAAGAACCAGUUUCACCUGUGAUCCCCAGCUAUACCACGGAAACUGAAGCACCCGACGAUUAUGAUAACUAUGGGACCGAUCAACCGAGAUGCAGAGGUGACACCUCCUUCGUUUGUAGAGAUGGAAGUCAAUGUCUUGCGGUUGUUCAGAAGUGCGAUGGGAUUCAGGACUGCGAUGACGGCAGCGACGAAGAGAAUUGUCCUCCACAAGUUUGCGAACCCGAUGAAUUCCCCUGCGACGUCUCAAGAUGCAUCAACAACAACCAGAAGUGUAAUUUCAUCCCAGAUUGUACAGACGGUAGCGACGAGCACGACUGCCCCGAACCACCACCUUGCACUUCAUUGGAAUGGAGAUGCAGCAGCGGACAAUGCAUUCCUAAAGACUCGUUGUGCGAUGGAAGGAGCGAUUGUUACGAUAGAUCCGAUGAAGUCAAUUGUCAAAUACCACCUGGCUUCGAGGACCAGGACUUUGACUGGUCGAUCGCAGAAGUAGAUAAUAACUUUGGAAACGCGAUUAAGACGCCGAUCAAGACAAACGAGGGUGAGGUAAGGGGAGAGGGUGAAAGCGCGGGAAUCGAGGUUGAAUUCGAUCCCCUACCGGGAUGGCCAUUUAAUCUCGGUUACUGUCCGCCCGGUCGUUGGCCCUGCAGAUCUGGCAAACAAUGCAUUCCUGCAUGGCAAAGAUGCGACAGGGAACCACACUGCGAUGACAUGUCCGAUGAGGACAGCUGUGAAUCGAGGACCUGUAAUCCUGAUCUGGAAUGGACUUGUCAUAACAAAAGGUGUAUCUCAAAAUUCCUGAAAUGCAACGGAUUGGACGACUGUGGAGAUCGAUCCGACGAACAGACGUGUCCAUGCACCAGGGCCCAGUUUAUGUGCAACAACGGAUAUUGCAUUCCGAAAGAACGACGAUGCGACAAAUACAACGAUUGCCAAGACAGGUCCGACGAGAUCGACUGUGCCAUACCUGCACGACCUUGCGAUAGGGGAGAAUACAUGUGCGACGAUAGGCAAUGUGUCAAAGACACGCUUGUCUGUGACGGUAAUCCAGAUUGUCGAGAUAACUCCGACGAACGUGAUUGUCCAGCGGAGGUAGUAUGCAACGCCGAUGAAUUCCGAUGCAACGACGGUACCUGUUUGAUCGGAAGUGCUCGUUGCAACGGAUCGCGAGAAUGUUCGACAGGUGAAGACGAAGCUCAGUGCGGUUGCGGUGCCUCGGAGUUUCGAUGUGCGGACGGCAGUUGCAUCCCUUACGACGCACACUGCAACGGAUUCGACGACUGCCCGGACGGAUCCGACGAAGACUGCGGUUUGGCCGAUUGUCCGUCAAUGGACUUCACCUGCGGAGAUGGCUCUUGCGUCCCGAAAAGCUCGGUUUGCAACGGCAUCGACGACUGCCCAUCAGCGGAAGACGAGCUUCACUGCGAGAGAGAAUGCACCGUGUCGGAAUUCAGAUGCGUCAGGGAUGGUAAAUGCAUCAACGCGGCGUACAGAUGUGAUUCUACCGACGACUGUUCGGACCAUAGCGACGAGGAAGGCUGCCAAUCAUCUCGGGGAACCAACGAAACCGGAAGUGGAACGGAAACACGUCGCCCAACGGAAGGGAACUCCGUUACGGAAGACCAGCAAGAAACUACUACCAAUUUUGGAGUGCGAGAAUGCGAUCCACAGAGGGAAUUCCGCUGUAACAAUGGCCAGUGCAUCCUUCUUCGUAGGAAGUGCGAUGUCGUUCCCGACUGCUACGACGGCUCGGACGAAACCGACUGCGGAUUCUGCUCUCCGGACGAAUGGAAGUGCGAGAGCUCGGAAUGUAUACCGGAAAACCAGAGGUGCGACGGUGUUUCGAAUUGCGUCGAUGGCUCUGACGAAAAUGACUGUGCCUCCGAAUGUCCGGCUGGACUUUUCCGAUGUGACGACGGUCUGUGCCUGGAUGGUAACAAACAAUGCGAUGGUCAUCCGGACUGUCGCGACGAAUCCGACGAGAAGAAUUGCCGUACCUGCCGAGCCGGCGAAUGGGCUUGCGCCAACGGAGCAUGCAUAAGUAUACAAUUCAGAUGCGACGAUACGUUGGAUUGUCACGACGGAAGCGACGAACGCGAUUGCCCCCCAAGACCGGGACCCACCACCGUUCCCCCGGGCUGCGAAGGUGACGAUUUUGAGUGCGGCGACGGCACCUGCAUCCCAAGAUCGGCCGUAUGCGACAGAAUUGCUGAUUGCGCGUCGGGAGCCGAUGAGAGAAACUGCCCGUCCACCGGCUGUGCGCGUGGGGAAUUCCAAUGCAGAAACAGAGCCUGCGUCAGCGAAGAAGCGAGAUGCAACAGGUACAACGACUGCGGCGAUUACUCAGAUGAGGAAAAUUGCGGCCCACCUCGUCCAGACCAAUGUCUACCAGGAGAAGACUGCGGAGAUCCCAAUACCGCCCGAUGUGCGGAGAACGAAUGGAGGUGCGAGAAUGGGCCGUGCAUUCCGACUAGCAAACGAUGCGACAACAAGGUCGACUGUCCUUUCGAUAACUCCGAUGAAUUGGACUGCGAAUCCUCAUCAGCGACUUGCUCGCCACAAGAAUGGAGAUGUGAAAAUGGUCCUUGCAUCCCGUCCAGCCAACGUUGCGACAACAAAAUCGAUUGCCCUCUCGAUGAUUCCGAUGAAUUAGACUGCGAAUUCUCAUCGUCGUCUUGCUCCCCGCAAGAAUGGAGGUGCGAAAAUGGACCGUGUAUUCCAUCGGAACUCAGGUGCAACGGACAAUACGACUGCCCAAAGGAUGACUCCGAUGAACUCGACUGUCCGAGACCCACAACCCCUGAUUAUACCUACCCUCCAGCAGAAGGAGCGCUAAAUCUCAAGACGUACCCACCGGACCAAGUGAUCAAAGAAAAACCGGCGACACAAGGUCGAGAGGUCGUUAUUCAGUGUCGAGAUGAAGGUCCUCUUCGCGCUAAAGUCCACUGGAUCCGCGAAGACGGCGCACCUUUGCCACCAGGAAGCUCAGAUAUAAAUGGCCGACUGGAAUUGCCCAAUAUCCAAUUACACCACGGCGGCAAUUACGUGUGCGAAGCACUCGGGGUUCCACCAAAUACACCUGGACGAAGAGCUGUCGCACAUUUGACCGUCGAGAAAUAUGAAGCAAUACCCACCAGACCACCAAAUGCCUGUAAGUACGACGAAGCAACUUGCAGCAACGGUGACUGCAUCCCCAAAACUAAGGUUUGCGAUGGAAGGAUUGAUUGUACAGAUGGUAGCGAUGAAUCCAGAUGCAAUCCACAAGGUUGUGAACCCAAUGAAUUCCGGUGUUCAAACAAGCAAUGUGUGAGUAAAGUUUGGCGAUGUGAUGGGGAGAAUGACUGUGCCGAUGGUAGCGACGAAGAAAAUUGUGAACCAUCACCACCUGGAUCACUGUGCAAAUACAGCGAGUUCCAAUGCGCACGAAACGAUCAAUGCAUCUUGAAGAGCUUCCACUGCGACAUGGAGAGGGAUUGUAUCGACGGAAGUGACGAAGUGGGCUGCUCUGCCGUGUACAUCCAAACACCGCCCCCACCGAUGGUUGAAUUGGUUGUUGGAGAGACCUUCACGAUCACCUGUACCGCAGUUGGUGUACCAACACCCCAAGUUAACUGGCGUUUGAACUGGGGUCAUAUUCCAGCAAAAUGUACGACCACCUCCGUUAAUGGAGUUGGAACUCUGACCUGUCCUUCGAUAGCCAUUGAAGACCAGGGUGCAUACUCUUGCGAAGGAAUGAAUGGGCGCGGAUGGCAGUUUGCGAUCCCCGAUACCAUUCUUGUAGUGAAAGGCACCGGAAGUGUUUGUGCUAAGGGAACCUUCAACUCUUUGGCUCGUGUACCAGACGAGUGUAUUUCCUGUUUCUGCUUCGGCGUAGCUACCGAGUGUUCGAGCGCUGAUCUCUUCACCUACCAAAUUCCGGCACCCUUCGAUCAACACAAUGUUGUAUCAGUCGACAUUAAACCCGAUAUCAGGAUACGAGGUGCCCCCGUUGAGAAUACGCCGGAUAUACGUCCGAUCGGGCGCAACGGAGUUCAGGUAACCGACCGAUACGGUUCCAGACGUAAUUCAGACAGCGUACUCUACUUUGCGCUCCCUGAGAGCUAUCAUGGUAGCCAACUCAAAUCAUACGGAGGAGUUCUCAAGUACACUGUUCGGUACGAAGGCAGAGGAAGACCAAACUCUGCACCAGCAGUUAUACUCAGUGGAAACAAUUAUGUACUUGUACAUAAAGGUCGGGACAUUGAACCAGACUUUGAGACUGAAAAUACUGUACGCUUCUUCUUUGGAGAUUGGCUCCGUAAACAAGAUUGGGAUGAGGUGCCAGCUUCGCGAGAGGAGAUCAUGAUGGCUCUCGCCAACGUCGAUAACAUCCUGAUCAAAGUUGAAUAUGACGACGAACGAAUCAACGCUGCAAUCACAAAUAUCGUCAUGGACACUGCCGAUGUCAGGAACACAGAUCUGGGUGCUGCAUCGUUUGUUGAGGAAUGUCGCUGCCCAGCUGGAUACACUGGCCUGUCUUGUGAACACUGCGCAUCUGGAUAUCUAAGGCGAGAAAGUGGACCUUGGCUUGGCCAAUGUUACAAAGAUGAGGUGCCCUGCCAGCCUGGUUACUACGGCGAUCCGUCGAGGAACAUUCCAUGCCAGAUCUGUCCUUGCCCACUCACAACACCUUCCAAUCAAUUCGCUAGGACCUGUAGUAUGGGUUCUGAUGGUCAGCCUAUAUGCAAUUGUCCCCAAGGAUAUCUGGGACGCAGGUGUGAGCAAUGUGCUCCCGGCUACCAGGGCAAUCCUCUGAUCGCUGGAGACAGAUGCGUCAAGGUUGAUGACUGUGACGCUAAUGGAAGUAUCAGCCCACAGGCGGACCCUCUUACCGGACUCUGCCGAUGCAAGCAUUUCGCGACUGGUCGUACCUGCAAUAAAUGUAAGGCGAAUACAUUCAACUUGGCUGCAGCAAAUAAAUUUGGCUGUGUGAGUUGCUUCUGUAUGGGAAUCACUUCGAAAUGCACUUCCUCAAACUGGUACAGAAGUGAGAUUCGAGUAGCGUUCACCAGUUCGAUCCGCGACUUUUCUCUGAUUGAAUCGAAACCUGAUGCGACUCCGAUCGUAGAUGGCAUUCAUCUGAACACAAUAGAUCGAGAAAUCAGUUAUAAAUUGUUCCCGAACCGUGAAAACAAUGACGUAUAUUACUGGCAAUUACCCAGCAAUUUCUUAGGUGAUCAGCUCGCCUCAUAUGGUGGAAACCUUGUCUACACUGUCCGUUAUGUACCUUCACCAGGUGGUGGAAGGUCCAGAAAUAAUGCAGCAGAUGUUGAACUUAUCAGCUCCAAUGAUAUAAACCUUCUCUACUACUCCGGAAAACAACUUGAGCCAAAUACCGCAGAAACAUUCACAGUACCAUUGCUCGAAGAUCACUGGCAGCGUAAUGAUGGAACAACUGCUGAUAGGGAACAUCUUCUUAUGGCCUUAGCUGACAUUCAGGGCAUCCGUAUUAAGGCUACGUAUACCACACACACCGACGAAGCUGCACUCUCCCUGGUAUCUCUUGAUACUGCUGUGAGCACAAACACUGGAAACGCUCGUGCUGUCGAAGUUGAGGAGUGCAGUUGUCCAGCUGGAUAUAGAGGCUUGUCUUGUGAAGACUGUGAUGUUGGGUACACCAGAAGUGGCGCAGGUCUGUACCUCGGUACCUGUGAACCUUGCAGUUGCAAUGGACACUCUUCACAGUGUGAUGCAGAAACUGGAACUUGCGAGUACUGCCGUGAUCAUACGACUGGUGAAAAUUGCGAUGAAUGUGAGAACGGAUAUGAGGGCGAUGCGACUCAAGGAACACCUCAAGACUGUCAGCCAAUCAACAACGUGAUUCCUGGAACUGAUUGCUCCUGCGAUCCGGCAGGAUCACGAGGGACUUAUUGCUACAAUGGCCAGUGUCAAUGCAAAACAAACGUUGAAGGUUCACAAUGUAACCGAUGUCGACCAUUUACCUUUGGACUUACCUCCAGCAAUGUCGAUGGAUGUACCGAAUGUUAUUGUAGUGGCGUUACCCAGCAGUGUCACGAAAGUUCGCUCUAUAUCACCCAAAUACCAACGAUCAUUUACGACGACAACCACGGAUUCACUUUGACCGACCUUACUCGAAGAGAUGUGAUAACAAGAGGAUUUGAGAUAAACCCUGCUACAAAUCAGAUCAGCUACCGCUACCAAGAACCUCGAAGCCAAAGGCUCUUCUGGUCUCUGCCAUCUCCAAACAUUGGUAACCAAGUGAAGAGUUAUGGUGGCAAACUAACUCUUACUCAAGAAAUUAGGACACGUAGUGGAGCCACAUUACAAAAAGAUCAGGAUGUUCUUUUGAUCGGCAGUGGUAUAACUUUGUACUGGACUAAUCCUGAAGAGCUUCAACCUAAUAUUCCACUGACAUACAGUGUUCCUCUGGUCGAAUCGUCAUGGACCCGAUUGACAACAGAAGGUCCUCGCAGUGCAUCUCGUGUAGAUCUUAUGACUGUACUAUCCGGAUUGGAAGCAAUCUUAGUACGAGCUACUCACAGCCAAGACAUGAUAGCAACCUACAUUAGUGACGUCAGCCUCGAUACAGCGGUACAACAUGUGGCAAGUGACAGGCGAGCCACACAAGUCGAAGCCUGCCGAUGCCCUACUGGUUAUUCAGGAACUUCUUGCGAAUUAUGCGCUCCUGGAUAUUACAGAGACGUCAGAGAUAAAUCCGUUAGUGUUUUGGGCUCCUGCAAUUCCUGCCCUUGUAAUGGAAAUGAACAGAAAUGUGAGGUUGGGCGAUCAGGUGACGUUGUGUGUCACUGCUUAGUGGGAUACACUGGAAGAUACUGUGAAGACUAUGAUGUUGCAACAACCACAAUCUCUACCGUCACUGAACCACCACCCCCACCACCACCCAGGAUUGUUGUUACUAUUCAGGAACCUUUGAUUCAAAUCGUCGAAGCUGGAACUACGGUCACAUAUCAUUGUGGCGGACGAUCUGAAGACAGUGACACAGUCAGCAUUGAAUGGCAGAAAGAAGAUGGACAGCUUCCUCCUGGUCGAACCAUUCAAGAUACGAGCGGUCUUCUCAUCAUCAGGGAUGUAAGGGUGUCAGACAGUGGUGUUUACGUCUGCCAAGUCAGCGAUGGUUUCAACAUCGCCUACCAGAGAGCCACCCUUACUAUUGGACCCGCAUUACCAGUUCAACCACGAGUUGUGAUAGUGCCACGUUACCUUGAAGUUGAAGAAGGAAGCCCUGUGGAAUUCCGUUGUGAUGUGACAGGUAAUCCGCUGCCCGAAGUAUCAUGGAUUCGUGUCUCGGGGCAAAUCAACCCUGAAGCAACAUUUGAGAACAAUAUCUGGAGACUACCUGCUGCAAGAAAAAGUGAUGAAGCUGAAUACAAGUGUAUCGCACGAAAUCGCGCUGGUAUCCACGAGGAACAUACCAUUCUCUACGUCACUGGCAAUCAACCACCACCUCCACCCCCACCCCCAGAACCAAUCAUCAACCCCUCCAACUGGGUCGGUGGAAUCGGAGAACCCAUCCGCCUGGCUUGUACUGGGCCAAGUGAUGCGCAAAUAACAUGGACCCGAUCUGGAAAUGCCCCACUACCAUCUUCAGCUACUCAUCAAGGCGGAAUUCUAAGCAUUCGUAAUCCUACACCUGCUGACUCCGGCAUCUACGUUUGCACAGUAAUCACCUUCCAAGGUGUGGUAACGAGCAGUAGCGCUAGAAUAUCGAUUCAAGGUGCAGGAGCAAGUCGACCGGUUGUGAGGGUUGAACCAGAUAGACAAACCGUGUCCCAAGGAACUGUGGCCGAAGUCAGAUGUAUUGCCACAGGAGAACCUACUCCUCAGAUCACGUGGACCAAACGAGGGGAAUCGCUUGGAUCUCAUGUUCAGAUCAUAGGAAAUACGCUCAGGAUAGUCAACCCUCAAAUUUCAGAUCGAGGAAUCUACAUUUGCCAAGGUUCUAAUAGUGGAGGAAGUGGAGAGAGCAGUGCUAUGAUUGAAGUACAACGACGUGAGUCACCGGUAAUCGAGCUUUACCCCUCAAAGACGCAACAGAUUUCUGAAGGUGGUUCGGCUCUUAUCCAAUGCCGUGUCGUCGAAGGGCUUCCAACACCGGAGGUUACUUGGGCUCGAUACGAUGGAAGACCUUUCGGCCCCAAUGUAGAGCAGCUUCCUGGAGGAGUUCUUCGAUUCAAUCAGAUAACACUAGAAGAUGGUGGAUCUUUCGUGUGUUCUGCAUCAAACCAGGUUGCCUCAACCACAGUAACCGCUGUCCUUGAAGUAAACUCACAGCCACAGAUCACGAUCACGCCAUCCAACCGUGAACCCUUAAUAGUCAGACUGGGUGAAAGAGUUCGUCUUACCUGCAGUGCUACUGGGCGACCUAGCCCACAAGUCGGAUGGAGUAAACACAGGGCUGAACCAACCGUUUAUUCUGAAUCAGUCCCUGUAACGCGAGCAUUUGAUGCUGUCUUUGAGAUAAGCUCAGUGUCUUUCAAUGACGAAGGAACAUACGUCUGCACAGCAAGAAAUGACAUUGGGGUAGCUGAGGAACGGAUCCAUGUUGUUAUUGGUUCUAAUACCGUAGAUGAAAACGAGCCGGGAAACGGAUACGACUCGAAUCUUACUAAUACUGACCCGGGAGUCAGAAUUCCCGAUGAGAAUCUGAGAAUCCCUGAUGGUGGACGUGUAGAAAUGCGCUGCCGUGUUGUUGGGGAUGGUCGUGAAACCAUCUACCUAGAUUGGAAGAGGAGCGAUGGUAGAGCUUUACCCCCAGGCAGCGAUGUUCGUGAUGGCGUAUUGGUCAUUCCAGUGGUAACUAAGAACGAUGCUGGAGAAUACGUCUGUCAAGGCUCGAAUAGCUAUGGAGAUGUCAUAUUCAAGGCUCAAUCGCAUCUUGAAAUUACAUCUCCACCAAGGAUCGAGUUGGAUCCAGCACACCAAACUGUAAGACCAGGUGAUAGUCCAGCAAUAGUAUGCAGUGUCACAGGAGAACAACCAAUUGAAAUUCAAUGGGAUGCCAUCGACCGCCCACUGCCCUACACAGUAACUCAAUACCGUGGACGAUUACAGUUUAACGGAAUCACUUCCGCUGAUGCUGGCAGAUACCUAUGCAGAGCGACAAAUGCUGUCGGUACCGCAGAAGGAGUGGCUGAAGUUCUAGUCAAUGAACAAUCUCCAAUAAUCACUGACAAUCAACGUGAGGUGACCGCAUUUGUGGGCUCCUUAGUGACACUUGACUGUCCAGUAGACGGUCGUUUCAGGGUGGAGUGGAGUAGAGAAAGAGCAGAACUUCCAAGAAAUGCAUACAGACACGCUAAUGUCCUAAACUUAACUGAGGUCCAACCACAAGACAGUGGAACAUACAUCUGUAGAGUAACUGACCCGAAUGGAAGUUCGAGUAGUAGCUACUUCACUUUGAGGGUUGAACUUUAUGGAGUACUCUGCAGUGAAACGGAAUUCCAAUGCCAAAGUACGGAAUGCAUUGAUAAGUUGUAUCUCUGCGACGGUACUGAUGACUGCAGAGAUGGGAGCGACGAGCAUCACUGCUUUAACGGAUACUCUCGUCAGUAUCUCCAUCACAAAAUCGCUCCUGCGUCAUCGGUAUCUCUCCGUAUUCGAGCAUCCCAGGAUCUGGUAAAUAUUGGAGACACCGUUGAUUUACAAUGCGAUGCCUCUGGAGGCCGGGACACACGCAUUCGAUGGGUCAGGCCGAAUCAUCCUGAACUUCCUCCCAACUCACUAAGCCGUGGAUCAAUUUUAAGAAUCUCAGAUGUUGCGAUAGGAGAUGGUGGUACUUAUCGGUGCGUAGCUGAUACUCCGGAAGGCACCUUUUCAAAGGAUUACGAUCUUCAAAUUGAAGGUGGAAAUAACGAUGCGCCAGCUGUCGAAACAAAAUCAGCACCCUAUGGUUCGGGCGUAGUAAUGGACUGUAGUGUUGAUCUCGAACCACCAGUCAGAUUCCAAUGGAACAAACUUGGAGGUCUUCUGCCGGCUAGCAGCCGAACAUAUGAUAACCAACUGCAGUUAAUGGAUGUGAAAGCUGAAGAUGCAGGCACGUACAUCUGCACAGCAAGUAACGGUCAAACGAACGUCGAAGCACCACAGGUCCUCUUAGUUACUGGUGUUGUACCUAACUUUAGCCAGGCACCUGAAAGUUACAUGGCUUUCCCUCCUUUACCUGAUGCGUCUCUACGAUUCAAUAUUGAAGUUUCAUUCAAACCAGAAAACGAUGAUGGUGUUAUUCUAUACAACGGUCAAUCACGCCAGGAUGACGGUGAUUUCCUGGUUCUCUCCCUCGUGAGAGGGUAUCCCGAGUUUAGGUUUAAUGUAGGAUCUCGUCCAGCUAUCAUAAGAGCACAGAAGCCAAUUACUCUUGGAAAAUGGCACACAAUUACGCUUCACCGUAAUCGCAAAGAAGGAACAAUGCUGGUAGAUGGAGAAGGUCCCUACACGGGUAUAGCUGCAGGUAGAUUCGAAGCAUUGGAUUUGUUGGAACCGCUAUACGUCGGAGGAGUUCCCGAUUAUGGAGCAAUCAGUAGACAUGCCGGUGUAUCCUCUGGCUUUGUGGGAUGUAUCAGUAGGCUGGUGAUCGGAGAAAAUCAACUAGAUCUUAUCGCCGAUCAGUCAUUAAGUGUCGGAGUAACAACUUGUGAAACUUGCGCUGAAAAUCCAUGCAGUAACAAUGGUGCCUGCCAAGAGUCGGCAACGGAGCAAGGCUACACUUGCUUAUGUCCUGCGGGAUACAGUGGGAAACAUUGUAACAGCCUUGGACAAUCAUGUUACCAAGGUGCCUGCGGUGAAGGUAAAUGCGUCGACAAGGAGAACGGUUUCCUCUGUUACUGUCCUCUUGGUAAAUCCGGACCUAAUUGUGAAGUUGAUACGUCAGUUAAUCACCCAGCGUUCCAUGACAGGAAUGCAUUCUUGGCGUAUCAAACACCAAAAGCUGUGCGAAAGCUUAAACUAGCUAUGAAAUUUAAACCAUCGGACCCAGGCGACGGUAUCCUGAUGUACUGUUCCCAGAGUAAUGAAGGUGUGGGUGACUUCAUUGCUCUUAUAAUAAAAGACAGACAUGUGGAGCUUCGGUUUGACUCAGGCUCUGGAAUGGCAGUUGUCAGAUCAAACCACGUUAUCCAACCAGGGAUGUGGCUUCACGUAAGAGCAGCUAGAGAUUUCAAAGAAGGAAAAUUAUCUGUGAAUGGAGAGCCGCAAGUCGAAGGAAGGUCACCAGGAUCUUUGAGAUCUAUGACUCUCAAUACUCUGUUAUAUAUUGGGGGCAUAAAUAGACAGAAGAUCAGGGUCAAUAAAAAUGUAGGAAUCGACAGAAACUUCCGAGGAUGUAUCACCGAGCUCGAUAUAUCUGGCCAAAACAUCGAUAUUCUCAAAUCUAUUGUCGAUUCUUCGAAUAUCAGAGAUUGCGUUCUAAAAUAUUCAAAUCAAACCGAGCACCUGGUAAACGAAUCUUCGACAAUAUCCGCAACACCGACGACUACACACCAAACCACAUCAUUUAAUCCCUGCAGUCUUAAUCCAUGUGUUCAUGGAAUGUGUCAGACGACGCACGCUCUUGAUUAUUCUUGCAUAUGCGAAUACGGAUACGUGGGAAGAAAUUGCGAGAAUGUUCUAAAGCAGUGCGAAAUGCUAAGUCCCUGUAGAAAUGGAGGAACGUGUACAGAUCUUCACGGAGGGUUCAAAUGUGAUUGUCGGCUGGGAUUCAACGGAGUUAGAUGUGAAAUUUCGGUGGACAUAUCUUAUGACGUCGCAUUUCACGGAGAUGGUUGGCUCGAACUCGACCGUUCCGUAAUGGUGCAUGAGGAGGAAAAAGAGCUCAUAGGAUUCGAAAUUUCAACAAACAAAAGCAAUGGUGUAAUAAUGUGGCAUGGACAGACGCCUGCCGAACUAAGUCCUAACGAUUACAUAUCCUUAGCUGUAGUCGAUGGAUACGUGGAAUACCAAUAUAAUCUCGGAUCUGGACCUGCAGUGAUUAGAGUAACGGCGCAAAAAGUUGACGACGGAGAACGACAUAGAAUUGUAUUAAAACGUCAAGGUAGCGAAGGCAGUAUCGAACUGAACGGAGAGCACACUGAAAGCGGAGCAAGUGACGGCUUGCAGCAAAUGCUCAAUGCAAGGGGUAGCGUCUACCUCGGAGGUGUCCCAGAUUAUGCUAUGACUUUUGAAAGAUAUCAAGACGGCUUUUCCGGCUGUAUUUACACCCUUGAAGUUCAGGAUUCCGGAGCGAUAGACAUUGGAGAAAAAGCGAUCAGGGGAAAGAAUGUAUAUCCCUGCACUAGAACCAGAUGGAUUCCAUCCUCGUUGGUAUUUACUGACGCAGAUGCCGAUAUAUUUGAUGCCUUCGUGCCACCACCCCCCGUGAACAUUAUCCACCCCAAGCCAUCCCUAAAUGUAGCUCCAACUAAUUUUCGGAAUCUCUCGUUACUAAUAUUAGUCCCAAAUCUCGUUAUCUUCACAAUGGAUGUAAGAUUGCAUAAAGUUAUUUUUGCAGUACUUCGAACUGCAAUUGUUACUCUAAUAGGUACUAUAUCUAAUAAAAUAGAAUAUCAGAGUGAUUAAUUUCAACUCUCUGUCUAAGUUACACAUUUUUCGAAAUUCUAAUAAUGGUACCUGGACUGUUAACGUGUUUUGUAGUACGUUGGUCAUAUUUAGUGGUGCGAAAAAUAUGUAUCUUACACAAAAUCCUAAUAUUGUCAAUAACUAAACAAAUUUCUACAUAAUUUAAUGCUUUACUCAUGGGUGGAGCUGCAAGAUUAGACUGAGGUAAAAUAUGAAAAUCGAUAUAAAUACCCCGGCAAUUUCUGUGUCGCAAUGAAUUCCAUUACUUAUGACGUAUAUCAAUUUUACAAAAUUUUUAAUUCUCAUGCAUAAUCAUCAUCCAAAUUAUUUGGUUGCAGUGACGGAAUCGACGGCCCUCCGAUAAGAGGUGAUGGUGGUCAUGUCCAAAGAUAAAUGAAAGUAAGUCUCCAUGCUUGAGUGCCAAAGAAUCCAAACUCCGGAUUGAAAUAUCAUCUACAAGUUCAGCAUUGGUGAAAAUUCGAAAUUCAUUUCAAGGUGUAGAUGUGAGACUACUCAACAUUUUCGUAUGUGACGAAAUAGAUCUCGAGAACGACAAAUUUUCGGAAUCUACGAAGCGAUGUUACAAA